Vollenhovia emeryi is the source of this 3360-nucleotide messenger RNA. RefSeq lists its product as uncharacterized. The record is from RefSeq and is a predicted model, not a curated record. The transcript has 4 exons. Bases 74 to 2626 code for a protein of 850 amino acids. NCBI's taxonomy places the organism in Eukaryota, Metazoa, Arthropoda, Insecta, Hymenoptera, Formicidae.
UUAAUUCGUACUACUGUGAAUAUUUAAAGAUCUCAUCUCGGAGAAAUACUCAGUUAACGAUUAUUCGUUCAUCAUGACGGAACAGUGGAGCAUUAGUGAGAAUAACACACAACUCGAAGAUGUGGAAAAAGGAUUGUAUCGGGAAAACCACAAAGUCAUAAGGAGAAUCGAAUAUAAAACCAAUUGUUGCUUACGAUGCAUACCCUAUCUCAGAUUGAUAUUUUUAUUAGAAGUAACGUUAUUUUUCGGAUGGGGUUGUUACAUGAUUUUUCAGUUUUAUCGUCCCGAAGAAAUGAAAAAUGAGACUGAUUCCAUUUUAGAGAAAAAUUCCUUAAUGAUUGAAUCACUACUUAAAACACAGACGUCAAGUACAGAUAUGCCUGAGAUUAUUAUAGAUGAGAUAAAUAAUCCUUUAAAAGACAUAGAGUUUACAAAAGAUCAAAAUUUAAUACAAAACAAGAAAGUUGUAACAAGUGUUCCUAGUAUGGUGCAAACAAAUGCGCAAAAUUCUAAUGACGUGCAAAGUAACAACGUGGCAGAAAUAAGUGACGUCGAUAGAAUACUGGCGAGACUUGGAAAUUUAGUGCAUGAUGAAAAGAUUACGAAGAUUCCUGUACCACGAUUUUCUUUAGCUGAAUACAUUGAUGGAGACUUGAUAAAAAUUGAUACUGACAAGAACGAAAAAUCCCUCCGUCACGAACAAGUUUUUGAAAAAUUGCGGAAUAUAAAUAAAAUAAAAGCAACUAACGAUAUAGAAAAAUUCGAAGGCAUGAAUGAGGAUGGUAAUGGUUUGAUGUUAGAAAGCGAAGAAAAUCAUGUUCCAGAUGCGUCCAACGAACUUGAAAAUUCAGAAUUGAACGUCGCAACAAUUUCAAGUCCUCAAAAGUUUGUAGAUCAUACGAUUAGUGAAUUUGUCGAUUUAACCGAAGAUGCGGCACAAGACAAUCGUAAUGAAAAUAGUUUUUUAAUUGACGAAAACGAUAGACCAAUAAAGAUAUUCUUAGAACCAGGCUUGGUCAUAUACCCACCUUACAAGUCUCAUAAAUUUUCUAAUACACUGGUAAAAGAUUCGACUAAAGAGCUUACAUUAGCACCAGAAAUUUCAGAACAAAUAGAGAAUAGGUCAAACGGUAGCAUCGACGAAAGCAAUGUAGAUAAUCAUGACAUGGAUGAUAGCGAUAUGUCAGCAUUCGAGUUCGGAAACCAAGACUAUUCUGAUAUACUAUCUACUGUGAAAAAUGUACAAGAGCAAUAUCCAUCCGAGAGUAUCGUAAAAGAAGAUGAGAAAUACGAAUCAACUGAGAAUGUUGAGAACUCUGACAAAUUAUGGCUUUUACAACCAACAGUGCAAGAUAGCGUAGAAUCCUCGACGACAAAUGUUGAUCAAUUCCAAUGGUUUAUGGCGCCUCCUCCCUUUGUAGAUCUUGGAUUGGAAGAUAUAUCGAAAUCAAGUGAGAAACAUGACUCGUUAUCGCGGGAUACGUCUGAGGACGUGAGUGUUGAUGAUGUUAUUCGAGGAAGUAAGUGCAAGAUAACAAUUAAACUGGGUAUUCUCAAGGUGAUAUGUCCUGCUAUUAAGUUCGACGAAGAAUGGAGUAUUACUUCUACCGAAAUGCCUGUAACCGACGUUCCAAAAACCACUAAUUUCGAAGACAUUUUACGUACCGAGUAUGACGAAGAUGCAAAUAAGAAGAUAGACGUUGAAAAUAUUUCUAAUGAAAAUGUUGAUAAGGAAGUUACAACUUUGCGAGAUAGCAUAUCGAAAGUAAUCGACGCGCUUGGAUUACAAGAGAGUGUUACAAGUGGAAAAAUUUCAAACGAUGCAUUACUGGAUUCAUAUGAUGAAUACAUUGAUCCUUUCGAGAUCGAAGCAAUCACUCAAGAUUACGUAAUUUACGAUUCUUUAUUUAACAACUCAAAUGAAAAAGAUGUAGAACCAGACGCGACAAUAUCUUUCUCCGUUUCUGACUUCAAUUCCGGUACCACAAAUUCAACCAAAGAAUGGAAUCUAUUUCUGAAUUUUUUCGAUACACAACAACAAAUGCAAUUAAAAAGCAACAAAGAGCAAGAUCAUUCAGAUCCUUAUAAUACUCAUACUUCUUUGAUAGAUCCUGAAUAUUUUUACCUUUUGGAAAAGAGUCUCAUUGCUCUACUUAAAAAUGAAAUGUCAGAUAGUAUGACGCGGGAUCUGCCAAGAGAUUUUCAUGAGAGUAGCUAUUGGAAUAAUUUUUGCAGUAUUCAUCACGUACAUUCUGCAUUCCAACAUCACUUGUGUGAACAAUACGUUGCUGUAAGGAACAUCUUGGAACGUAUGCCAAAUUCCAACUAUCCGCACAGUAUUGCUGACUCUUCUUUUCGAAAGAAACGAAUGACUAAUGAUCUGGCAUGGCAACAGGGUCAGGUAUCAAAUACGUUAGAAGAGGACGAUAAAGACGCGGUCUUAUCAGAAAAUUUGAGAAAACUUUUCCAGAAAAUGGAAGUUCUUGCCUUCUGCAUUGACAGACUUCAUGAACGAUAUCUUCUUCAUAAUAAACUUGAUGACGAUUACGCUUCGAGUGAAUUUCCGAUGGAAACUGAAGAACGCCGCAAAUUGUACACAUCGCAAAUUUUAUACGAAAAAUAUUGAUAUCGUCACAUGUCAAGGAACCGUCACAUAUUAAUUUUCAUAAUUAGUACGAAUAUACGUUUGCUGUAAAGUAUUUUAAUUUUGUCCAUCGCAAUGCGUUAGUAUACUUAAUACGUAAUAUGCUCACGAAAUUUGUUCGUAAAACCUGUGGGUAUUUGACAAAAGCAUGCUAUGGAAUAAUUAGUGCGUUGCUAAUAUGCCUGCGCAUAGGCCUUGAACUUACUCAUGCUAAUUUCUUAUAAUUUAUACGUAGCUGCGUUAAUGCGAUAACAUUCCCAUGCGUUGACUAUGUGACGAUUGCAAUUGGUUGUUCGGUGAUUAUAGAAUUGGUAAAGUAGGUCAAGCUUACACAUCUUUAAAAUAGGUUUUUAAUAAUACUGAAAGUGCGUAACCUUUGGCUACUGUUUUCACUUUAAAGUAAAUUUUGAAUCGAUGUUACAUUUACUGUUAGUUUUGUUGCACAUAACUAAAGAAACAAAAUUACUGUUUAUCUCUUCAGUUCAACUGUAUUGUAUCGCUAGUUUAUUUUGCAGUGAUAUUUUUAAUGCGACAGCCAUUAGAAAUGUAUGAAACAAUGUAUUUUUGUAAAUUGCAUAGUAUAAUGGAUGGAAGAGAUCAGUAAUUCACUCAGUAAUUUCAAUAUUUAAACCGAUUGGAAAUAGAACGCUGCAAGAAUUGUAUUCAAAGUCACGUAAAUGGAACUUUUAAUAAAAUAUGAUUGCUGAUCUUAUCAA